CGGCGGGUGCCUUGGGGGUUAUCAUGCUGUUGCCGAUGCAUGUGAUAUAGAUGGCAGAAACGAAGGGUCCGAUAUGCACAAGGCUGGACCAACGCAGUCCGUCGCUGCAGAUUGUCACGGCGAAACAAAAACUUCCAUAUGCGCUCCUAUCUGGUGAGCUGACUGGCUAUACUUCGGCCAUCAUGAGCUGCUAGCUGGUGAGGUGAGGUUGGAGUUUAGCCUAAAACGGACGCGGACAGCGUCCUUCCGGGCGCCCAAGGAACUUCCGCACUAUCAUCAGCAGGAGCUUUGAUCCUCUGACUCGGCAAUGUUUUCUGACACAAAGAGAGCAGAAGUGGACAAAAUUCGUUUCUGAAGCAUUCAAGAGAGAGCUCAUGACCUCGUUAUAGUUACAAGCUCAUGACUGGCAUCAAUCAUGAUGGGCUGGUGCCACAAGCAACCACCAAGCAAAUGCCCCAAUUUUGCACUUAGAUACUACCAACAACAGCAUCACAAUUGGAGAAAGCAAGCUCCAUCUGCAGACCCCAACACGGGAUGGACGGCCAGAAUGGAUGACCUGCAGCCCUGGGCGUGUGGGGUGAGGCCAGGGGAGCUCCUUCUUCAUUCGCAACUCCAUUUGUUCCCUCGGGGUGCCUUCCCCCGCGGUCUUCAACACGGUGAGCGGCAGCUCGAAUUCCAGGCCAUGAGAGGAAACAUUGAAGAGCUAUAAGACGGCUCUUGCUCUGGACAUGUUCAAGAAAUACACAACUCUCUUGUCGGCAGCAGCAGCAGCAACCACAGUUUGUAUCUCUCUGUGAGAGUCAUCACCAGGCUGUCCCUCCUUCCACCACCUGUACCCCACUGUCGUUCCCCUCACUGCCCCUCACCACCAACAACCCCACCAUACGAUAGGAGUUUAUGUACUAUGGCUCCCGCCGCCGCCGUUAUCGUGGUCCCCGUCGACAAGAACUGGGAGUUCAAGCAGCUCGACAAGGAAGACGCCGAGUUCCUCCCCGUUUCCCAGUUCCCGACCAACGUCCACCUCGACCUCAUUCACCACAAGAUCAUCCCCGACCCCUUCAUUGGCAAGAACGAGCUCGAUGUGCAAUGGGUGGGCGAGGCGCAAUGGGUCUACAAGACUACGUUCAAGGGACAGCCCGUCCCAGAGGGGGCCAAGGCUGUGUUGGCCUUCGACGGGUUGGACACCUUUGCGACUGUAAAGGUGAACGGGACCACGAUCUUGGAGACAGAUAAUAUGUUCACCCCUGAGAGGGUGGAGGUGACAGGACUGUUGAAGGAGGAGAACGAGCUUGUUAUCAGCUUUGACAGUGCCUAUCUCAGGGGCUGGAAGCUGGUUGAGAAGUAUCCUGAACACAAGUGGGGUGUGUGGAAUGGUGAUAAUUCGAGAUUGGCUGUGAGGAAGGCGCAGUAUCACUGGGGAUGGGACUGGGGCCCGGCGCUCCUGACUUGCGGGCCAUGGCGGCCAAUCAACCUCGAAAUCUACGAAACGAGACUUGCAGACCUCAGCUUUGACAGCACCAUCUCCGAGAAUCUUAAGUCAGCCGGCAUCAAGGCCACAGCUGAAGUUGAGGGGCCAGGUGGAAAGGUCAAAUUUGAGCUCUCGCUCGAUGGUGAACAAGUGGCAUCCCAAACCGCAGACGCCAAUGGCUCCGGCAGCGUCACAGUUUCCUUCCAUCUCGACAAUCCUUCGCUUUGGUAUCCCUUCCGCUAUGGAGAACAGCCCCUUUACACACUCACUGCCACUAUACUGAGUGGUGAUGAUGAGAUUUCCAGCAUCAGCAAACGGAUCGGUCUUCGCCGAGCCGAGCUCGUUCAGCAACCACUCCUUGACCAGCCCGGAACCUCCUUCUUCUUCCGCGUCAACAAUAUUCCCAUCUACUGCGGUGGCUCGGACUGGAUCCCCGCCGACAACUUUAUCCCCCGUAUCACAGCCCAAAAAUACUACGAAUGGAUUUCUCUUAUCCGUGAUGGCAACCAGUUCAUGGUCCGUGUUUGGGGCGGCGGCAUCUACGAGGAACAGGCCUUCUAUGAUGCAUGCGACGAGCUCGGCGUUCUCGUGUGGCAAGACUUCAUGUUUGGCUGUGGCAACUACCCUGCCUGGCCUGAGCUGAGGAAGUCUAUUGACCGGGAGGCCCGUGAGAACGUCAAGCUCCUCAGACACCACCCUUCUAUCGUCAUCUGGGCUGGCAACAAUGAGGACUACCAGUAUCAGGAGUCUGCUGGGUUGACCUACGAUUUUGAGAACAAGGACGCCGAAUCUUGGCUUCAGACCGACUUCCCAGCGAGAUACAUCUAUGAGAAGAUUCUCAGUGAUGCCUGCGCGGAACUCAUUCCAAGUACUUUCUACCAUCCUGGCAGUCCGUGGGGUGCGGGAAGGGAUACACACGAUGCCACGGUGGGCGAUAUCCACCAGUGGAACGUCUGGCAUGGUACCCAGGAGAAGUGGCAGGAUUUUGACAAGCUCUCUGGAAGAUUCGUCAGCGAGUUUGGCAUGCAGGCUUUCCCCGACGUCAAGACCAUCGACGCGUAUCUGCCUCUCGGCAAAGACGACCCGGACCGAUACCCCCAGUCUUCCACUGUCGACUUCCACAACAAGGCCGACGGUCACGAGAGGAGAAUCGCUCUGUAUCUGGUGGAGAACAUGAGAUAUGCCCCUGACCCCUUGGAACAGUUUGUCUACUCUACCCAGUUGAUGCAGGCAGAGUGUCUUGCCAGCGCGUACAGACUCUGGAAGAGGCAGUGGAAGGGUCCAGGGAGGGAGUACAACGCGGGUGCUUUGGUGUGGCAGAUCAAUGACUGCUGGCCGGUGACGAGUUGGUCGAUUGUGGACUUUUAUCUCCGGCCAAAACACGCUUUUUACACGGUCAAGCGGGAGAUGGCGCCCGUUUCGGCGGGGAUCACGCGCAAGAUUCACAAGCACCCCAGGGAUAAGUACACGCGGGUGUAUAUUGACACUGAGACUAAGAUUGAAGUCUGGGGGAGCAAUCUUACCCUUGAGGAUUUGACUGUUGAUGUGGUGCUCAAGGCUUGGGAUAUUACUACUGGGGAAUUGACGCUUGAAAAGAAGAUUGCCGAGGGUUUGGUCCUGCCAGAGAAUAGAUCGACGGAAGUGGGCGCGUUGGAUGUUCCUGUGGGGGAGAAGGGCAAGGGAGAGGAGAACAAGAUUGUCGUGACGGCGUAUAUUGUUCAGAAUGGCAAGCAAAUCGCGCGGUAUGUCAACUGGCCGGAGCCGCUCAAGUAUGUGCACCUCCAGAAGCCAAAGGAGCUCAAGGUGGUGCUCAAUGAUGAUGCCACGGCUGUGGACAUCAGCGCUGAGGUCCCCGUCAAGGGUGUCGCGCUGGAGUGCGAGGAUGAUGCGGUCAAGUUUGAUGAUAAUUUGGUGGAUAUUGUUCCUGGGGAGGUGGUUUCUAUUGCUGUCAAGGGGGCGACGAAGGAGACCAAGAUUUCGACGAGGUAUUUGGGCAUGAUCUAGACUUUUUCGCUUUUCAUUUGCUGGGAUUUUUACAGGGCAAAGGGAGAAAACGGACGAUGUUUUAUUCUCAGACAUACCUUAGAUGAUAUGCAGUUGGUAGGCCUUGGAAGAAAGACAAUAGGCCGGUUUAACAGCCCCUAAAAGAACUUUCAUGCAAUGA
This is a messenger RNA of Podospora pseudopauciseta, 3632 nucleotides long. RefSeq names its product Beta-mannosidase B (gene MAN9). Gene Ontology annotation, molecular function: beta-mannosidase activity. Gene Ontology annotation, biological process: glycoprotein catabolic process; carbohydrate metabolic process. Lineage: Eukaryota; Fungi; Ascomycota; Sordariomycetes; Sordariales; Podosporaceae. The record is from RefSeq and is a predicted model, not a curated record. The coding region runs from base 905 to 3472 and encodes 855 amino acids. The transcript is spliced from 2 exons.